AUGGAUGCUAAACGGAAUUCAGUUCAAAAUCUUGGAGAAUACGAAGUCUACCUGUUACUACAAAAAGCUAAACUGUUACAAUAUUUUGAUGCAUUUAUAAAUCAUGGUGGUGAUGAUAUUCAACAGUUAACUGAAUUACUAAAAGACCCUAAUGAAUUUGAUCAACUAAUGAAAUUAGUUGGAAUGGACAGAAAGCCAUUACAUAUUCAAAGAUUUAAGAAAGCUCUUGCUCAGCAUGCGUCACAGAAUAACACUUCAUCUACUGUUGAACAAAUAAAUAUUCGUGAAGGAACUUCAAACAGUAUGUAUUCAUUCAACGGAUCAAGAUUAAACAAUGAAGGAAACACUAGUAGUCUAACGCAAACUAGCUGGUGUCCACUUAUACCACCACUGUAUUCAGGAUUAAAUAUAUUUCCAACUUCACCAAUAUUGAAUACACUUCCAACACCACAGUGCGUUUUUCCAACUAAUCUACAGAGUGUAAACCCUUUACUGAAUCCUUGGACGUUAUUUAAUAAUCAACAAAAUUAUUCAAUUCUUCAAGCAUUAGCGAUGGCAAUAACAAAUCAACAACUUAUUACAUCAAGACAAGAUACUGACGGAAAUGAUAAUAAAUUUGUCAAAUUACAAAAUCCCUGUAGUGAAUUAAUCACUUCAACCCUUCCCAAGUUGUAUGGCUACAAUGAAUCACCUGAACAAUCAUUCCAAGAAGAUAACAAUCAUGAUCAAAAUAAGAAUAUGCUAAAUAAUGAGGAAUUAAUUCAUAGUUCCUGUGAAACCAAUCAAUCACCAACACAAAGUACAAUGAACAGUCCUAAGACGGAGAAUAUCAUUUCACCCUUAACACAGACAUUACAAUCAUUACCUUCAGUUAUACAGCCUUCACCAUUUAUAUCCUUUAUGCCAUCACAUAGUAGUACGGAGAUGGAUCUAACUAUGUGUACACAAAUCAGUAUGCCAACGACAAGUAAUUAUUCAGAAGAUUCAUUCAAAGUACGUCCAAGUGCUACACUCAUGAAAUCAGAUUACACAAAACUGGAGACUGCUAUCAGUGCAUUUAUGGCUUAUCUACCUCGAUUUUCUAUAAGGCAGCCCAAUCCACGAAAUCCAAAUGAACAAGAAAUUCAGAAAGUUUUAAAAUUGCCCGAAAAUGAUCCGAAUCGGAUAAAUGGUUUAACAAAACAUUCAAUAAUAUUUGGGCGUACAGAUUCAGGUAAACGUCUAACGAGACCAUUGAGACAUUUUGAAAUUACAAUUAAUGAGAUAACAGUCCGCCUGGUAAAACAGAUCCCAGAAUUAGUCACACAACGAGAACAUUUAUUUCACAUUGCACGUCAAAUAGUUAAUAUUAUGAAUUAUGGCUUAAGUGUCAAUCAGACUGGUCAGGUUACCUGGAAACUGUUGGACAAAGAAGGAUUAGAAAAGUUCAAUGUCGAUUUCAAGCUAUCAAGCUCAGGUGAUGAAUUUACAUUUGAAGCAAAUGAAACUGAUUAUUCAAGCCAGACAUUAUACCAAUUACUUCUUCGACUUAAAAUGGAAAUGCAGAAUGUUGUAAAUAAAGAAGAAAUACUACGUAUGAAAAUCCGUUUCCCAGGUAAAGAUUCAGUGUCAGUAGGAAAUAUGAACAGUCUACGUCGUGAUCUUGAGAAUCUUGUUAACCAACUGCACACAUGCAUUACUGUAACAGCUAAGUAUAUUAUUCUAAUGAGAAGUACUCCGAAUCACGAAUUGGAAACCAAUGAAUCACGAGUAUUCCCCACAAAUGAACACGAUAAUGUUGAUCAAAAUAAUCAUGCCAUUCUCAGAAAAUAA
This is a messenger RNA of Trichobilharzia szidati, 1812 nucleotides long. NCBI's taxonomy places the organism in Eukaryota, Metazoa, Platyhelminthes, Trematoda, Strigeidida, Schistosomatidae. The record is from the annotation of a GenBank genome assembly.